CGCACUCUCACUUAACCUCCACACAGUGCCGGACGGGAAAUAACUUAAAAUACUUUUUUGUUUUUAAAAAUAGAUCCUCCUAAUGACAGCUCCUCGGGCUCAGUACUCCUGACGACGACGCCGAAGCGUUUUAUUCUACUUUCUGAUCCCGAGCGGAGCGCAAACAGAGGAGUUACUGAAGUCCCAGACACGCUCCAACGAUGGUGACUUUACGCACGGGAUCUGAAGGCUGUUCCAACUGACUGCUCUUGUUUUUGGUCUCGACGCUGAAACUCUUCAUCAUCGCCAGCAACGAUCUCCCAAGUUUUGCCGAAAAACACGCAGCGAAUGCCGAGUAAGUGAAUCCAGCUGACGUUCAUGAAUUUUAAAGUCAUCCGGAAGUGAGAAGAGGGUGUUGGAGUUGAAGUCUCUUAUUUCUAAUGAUGUCUUCCAUGCGAGCAACGCCUCCCUUUCACCCACCGUCUGAGGAUGAGGAAGCGAUGGGUCAGGACAAUGCGGCCUGGACCAGCGAGGAGCGAGAGGGCCCGAAGGAGACACCGUCUCCCUCUUCGCAUGACCGACCCCACCCGGAUGAGCUGCAGCCAAUCAGGGAGAAGCUGACGGACGCGGAGUGGGAGAACAUGGUGCCUGCUGCGAUGGACAAUGAGAGCAGUAAAGGCUGCUCAGUCUACUCCUACCGGACUAACUCUACCUCUCCACCCAAGCCAGAGGAGUGCUCCAGGGAUCGCGGGGAGCCAAUGAUCGGCCUCGCCUUCGGGACGCCGGAGCGCCGCAAAGGAAGCCUGGCAGACGUGGUGGACACACUGAAACAGAAGAAACUGGUGGAGCUGACCAAGACGGAACAAGACGAACCAACUUGCAUGGAAAGGCUCCUCUCAAAGGAUUGGAAGGAGCGCGUUGACCGCCUGAAGGCAGACGAACUGCUGGGGGAGGUCAAAGGUACGCCGGAGUCGCUGGAGGAAAAGGAGCACCAGCUUUCCACCAUGAUUGGUCAGCUGAUCAGUCUGAGGGAGCAGCUCCUCUCCGCCCAUGACGAGCAGAAAAAGAUGGCCGCCUCACAGCUGGAGAAGCAGAGACAACAGAUGGAGCUGGCCAGGCAGCAGCAGGAACAGAUCGGCAGACAACAGCAGCAGCUCCUGCAGCAGCAGCACAAGAUAAACAUUCUCCAACAACAGAUCCAGGUCCAGGGUCACAUGCCUCCUCUGAUGAUCCCAGUGUUUCCUCACGACCAGCGGUCUCUGGCUGCUGCCGCUGCUGCACAGCAGGGCUUCCUCUUCCCACCGAGCUUGUCCUACAAGCCAGGUGAGAAUUACCCCAUGCAGUUCAUUCCAUCUACAAUGGCAGCUGCAGCGGCGUCUGGACUCAGCCCAUUACAACUGCAGCAGCUGUAUGCCGCCCAGCUGGCAAGCAUGCAGAUCUCACCGGGAGCCAAGAUGGCUUCCCUCCCACAGGCUCCCAACUCUUCUGGUCCCCUCUCCCCCUCAGCCCUGAAGAGCGAGAAGCGAGCAUCCAGUCCCGUGGUCAACAUUAAGGAGGAAGCAUCCACACAGCCGUUGAACCUCUCAGCCAGACCCAAGACAGCCGAGCCUCUUCGCUCCCCGACGUCCCCGACUCACGGCCUGUUCUCCGGGAGCAAGUCCAGCCCUACAGGCCUGGGCAAGGGCCGCAUCCCAAGCCCCCUUGCCAACAUGAGCAGGAACACCUCUCUGGACAUCCUGUCCAGCCUCAACUCCACGGCGCUCUUUGGGGACCAGGACGCCGUGAUGAAGGCCAUCCAGGAGGCCAGGAGCAUGAGGGAGCAGAUCCAGAGGGAGCAGCUCCACCACCAGCAUCAGCAGCACCCGGGCCACCACAGUCUGGAGGCCAAGCUGUCCGCCCUCAGCAGCAUGGCCCUCAACAACGGCAACAAGGAGCGGCUGCACUAUGAGACGCUGAGCCAGCACCUGGGUAAGCUUGGGGAGGACGCUGGGAAGAUGGUCCAUCGAGUCAUCGACCUGACGAGACCAGAAGAUCUGGAUGGGAGUAGCAUCACAGAGGCAAGAGUGUUCAGGGAGGCGCGGGGCAGGAACAACGCCGAGCCCCACAUCAAGAGGCCCAUGAACGCCUUCAUGGUGUGGGCCAAAGACGAGAGGAGGAAGAUCCUGCAGACCUUCCCUGACAUGCACAACUCCAACAUCAGCAAGAUCCUCGGCUCUCGCUGGAAAGGCAUGACCAACCAGGAGAAGCAGCCGUACUAUGAGGAGCAGGCCCACCUGAGCAAGAUCCACUUGGAGAAAUAUCCCAACUACAAGUACAAGCCGCGGCCCAAGAGAACCUGCAUCAUCGAUGGCAAGAAGCUGCGCAUCGGAGAGUACAAGCAGAUGAUGCGGUCACGACGUCAGGAGAUGAGGCAGUUCUUUGUGGGGCCUCAGCCACCGAUGACUCUCGGCAACAGCCCCGGCGGAGUAGUUUACCCAGGCGCCAUAACCAUGGCCACAGCCACAACAUCCCCACACCUGACCUCAGACUGCUCCAGCAACUCAGCCAGCCCUGAACCUGCCAUCCCUGUCAUUCAGAGCACGUACGGGUUGAAGUCCGAGCCUGGCGGCGGGGGCAGCAAUGGCGGUUUGGUCGGAGCGUUGGAUCUGCAGAGGGACCCUACCAACGGAGCCGACGACAUGGACAUGUACGAGGACUUUGAGGACGAGCCCAAGUCAGACUAUAGCAGUGACCGCGAGACACGGGAGGCCGUCAGUGCCAACUGAGUGUGCUCAGGGUGUCAGUUGUAAAAAGAGAGAAAAAAGAGAGAAACUCCUGUUAUACUCAGAGACACUUUUUAAAAACACAGUUUAUUAUAGAGACCUUGAAGCAAAGCAUCAGGACAUGUUGCGUCAUGCACUGAGCAUGCCCAGACAGGAUCCAAACUCAGCAGCCAUGCUCAGAAAGUUCUUGAACGGUAUCUCGAAAGACGUCCAUUUGAAGAACAGGGCUGAUGGAAACAAACGUGACCCAAGAAAACAACCUGAACAGACGUGCAGACAUCAAACUGACAAUGACCUUCCGUUUCCUACACUUUGACAAUCUUAACAGGAGCGAAUAAGAGUUAGAGGAAAGAAAGAGAACGAGAAAGAAGGGGACGAAGGACAAAUGAGCGACGGACACAUUACUGUGUGGUUUGUAAAGAGCAUGCAUAGAUUGUGAAACAUCAGGAAUUGGUCUUCAACAGCUAUUUGGUCUUAAUGUUUAAGGUGUGAUUUAGUUUUUAUCAUUAUGUAUUUACUUUUGUUGUGUUCUUGUUUCCUCAUUGUUUUUUGUUCUGUAGACUUUUUUUCUGACAGGUCACUGCCUGUACAAACUCUGGACUGUCGGAACUUGAAAUUUUAAAAGUUUUAAUAUAAAUCCUAGCUAUUGUAAUCUUAUAGUCUUACUUUUGUUUCUUACGAAUACAGUGCAUCUACAUCUUGUUUUUCUGACAAACUGCUUACAUUACUGUUUCUUUUUUUUUUUAUAUCCCAGCUCAGGUAUGAUGUGCCAGCUUGUGAAUGUGUUGUUUUGUUUCUUUGUUUUCAUACAGAAAGAGUGAUAGGACUUUUCAGACUGUCAUCGAAAUAAAGGGAGCAAAAUCCCUUAUAUCACAUUAUUAUUAUUAUUAUUAUUAUUAUUAUUAUUAUUACUAAGUAUGUAAGUAAGAAAGUACCCAGGCAUUGUACAGAUUUACUUCAAAUGUGCCAAACCUACAUUCACAUUCGCUUGGGAUGUUGUAGUCUUAACUUCCAAUGCUGCAAGAAAAGUCUUAUACAAUCAGCUUUUUUCUAGGUGAUGAGAUGAAUUCCUACUUGGUAACUGUUGGCUCCCCUCCUGGCCCAAUCCCAGGCAGAGCUCAGGGAGGAUGUGUUUUCAUCACGCUCGCUCAGUCACAAUCACACACACACACACACACACACACACACACACACACUUCAAUCUCUGGCAGCCCCUCCAGCUUCGAGAUGUAGUUAGAAGAGUCUGUUCUUCAAUUCCACUGCAUUGGUGCUUUCAUGAACCACAUUGCCCAUAGUUCCUUGAGGCCAAACACUUAGCACAUUGUGCUGUAACAUUUCGUAUUGGAGUCUGUCUCUUUCAAUCUGGCCAAAGGUAUAGACAUUAAAUUUCUGCUAAGACACUUCAAGAGUUCGUGAGUCUUAAAAGUGUCCCUAUAGCUUUGUUCAUCCAGCGUCAGAGAAAAGGGGAUGAGCAGCCCCAGUGUUACCCUACUGUAGAAAAACAGUUUCUAAUAUUCUGGAUCCCGUCACUGUAUUUUGAAUUGUGUUUUGAAUCGGUACAAAAGUGUAAAAAUGUUACUAUUAUUAUUAGCCUGUUAAUAUUCGUAAAUGUCUUCUCAGCAUCACGUGGGAAAGAUAAACCAAACUUGUGUUUUGAGAAAAGAAUUUAUAUAGUUUCAAGAAAUGGGUUUAAGAGGUCUGUUAAAGGGCACCGUUUUCUACAUUGCAUGUAUAUUUUGAAGACGAGUAAAUUAUUAAGAGAAGAAUGGAGGAAAAAAAGGUGCCUGAUUCUUAAUCAGCUUCUCAGUCAGAGCAAGGUUUGACUCCAGUCUGAAACAAGAUGUUCCUCUUCCGUCUUGUUGUGGCCCAGUGGUCAGCACCUCGUUGGGUGUGCACGCUUUUUCCUCUAUUUUUCUCAAAUGUCACAUUCUUUCUCUGAAGACACAAUAUUUUUUCUUUGUCUCUUUUCACCACACUCUACAUUUGGAACAUUUUCAACAACCUGUGACCUUGGGGUGGUCUCUGAGUGCUCUUUUUAGCUGUUAGCUGUUUCACUCGUCUUCGUGGCUCCAUGUUUCUCACCAUAUCUGGCAGUUUUUACUUGGGUAAGCUUCACAAGCUGGGACUGAACAUUGUUUUUUGCUUGCGUCACAGUAAAAAAAAGCCUCAUGCAUAGACAUUUCUGUUAGUGUCAUACGCAUCCUAAGCACUGGAUAUAAAUUCUGUUUUUUUAGUUUUUUUUUAGUAUUGACUAAUGUGAAUUUGUUGUUUGAUUUUCAACAUGAUACAUUAGAACAGUCAAAAGUCACAUGUUUGGACUCUAUAGGAAGCCUCGUACAUGCUAGGCACAAGUAAAUUGCCAUUUCUUUAGAAGCAUUUCAUUUAUUGAAGCAAGUUUUGUUGCUGCAGCUCUAGUGCCGCCUAAAGGGGUCACAUCGCCUCUGAUCUCUUUGAAACCUCAUGCUCUUGUCACUUGUGACCUGCAGAAGCAGAACACAAGUUUCCUGGUCGCAUACAUUUUGUGAUGAGUAUUGUAUUUGAAAUUCAAUUGUGCGUUUUAACAUUUCAUUGUAUUUAUUAGCCAGCUUUGGCUCUAAAAAGUGUCAGUACAACUUGGUGAGAAAGACAAUCAAAAAAAAUAAAUAAAUAAGAAGUAAA
Molecule: messenger RNA, 5399 nt
Organism: Anarrhichthys ocellatus (wolf-eel)
Lineage: Eukaryota; Metazoa; Chordata; Actinopteri; Perciformes; Anarhichadidae
Product: transcription factor SOX-6-like
Exons: 16
Coding region: 420-2744 (774 amino acids)
Biological process (GO): cell fate commitment; central nervous system development; regulation of transcription by RNA polymerase II
Cellular component (GO): nucleus
Molecular function (GO): RNA polymerase II cis-regulatory region sequence-specific DNA binding; DNA-binding transcription factor activity, RNA polymerase II-specific
Source: RefSeq, a predicted model, not a curated record